AUGUACACAACAAGAUCAAUUAUUAAUGCAUCUGGUAGAGCAUUGAAUAAGCGUCAGGCUACCUCUUCUGCCUUGAAAUCACUCAACAACAAAUCAUAUUCUACUAUUAGCUUUUCAAAUGUUACAAGUAUUCCAUCACAAGUAAAUGAAAUUGAAGGAAAGAUUAAUAAAGAACCAUUGAUUGAAAGAAUAGUUACAUCAAAUUCAUCAUUGUCAUUUGGACAAACUAAAAAGUAUGAAAAGAGUAUCAAACUAUCAGAGAACAAGUCGAUUGUAUUGGUCAAGAUUGGAGGUGGUGUCAUUGAGAAUGACAUGAAUGCAUUGAUUCAAUCACUCAACUUUUUGAAAAAGAUUGGAUUGUUUCCAAUUGUUGUGCACGGUGGUGGUCCACAACUCAACGUAGAGUUGGCUGCUGCCAAUCUUCCAGCCGAGUAUGUCGAGGGUUUGCGUGUGACACCACCUGCAGUGUUGGCAGUUGCUCAACGUGUCUUUGCACGUGAGAAUCUCAAGAUUGUCGAUGCACUCGAAGCUAGUGGUACACGUGCACGUCCCAUUACCCAGGGCGUCUACCAAGCAUCGCCACUCGACCCCAAGACCUACGGGUUUGUCGGUGCUGUCGACAAGAUUCUCACUGACGCAUUGGCCAAUUGCAUUGCCGGCGACUAUGUGCCAGUUGUCAGUAGUUUGGCCAUGACCGAGCACGGACAGGUACUCAAUAUCAAUGCCGAUGUUGCUGCACUCGAGUUGGCCAAGGCUGUGCGUCCAUUAAAGAUUGUGUUUGUCAAUACGACCGCCGGUAUGAAGGAUGGUGACGGACGUGUCAUGCCACACAUUGUUCUCGACGAGCAAUACGACGAGUUGAUGAAGCAAUCGUGGGUCAAACACGGUACCAAACUCAAACUCAAGGAAUUUAAGAGUUGUUUGGACAAUCUUCCUCUGUCGACUAGUAUCACCAUUACUUCACCACUCUUGUUGCGUACCGAGUUGUUUUCGCGUAACGGUAGUGGAACCACCGUGGAAAAGGGUAACAGUUUGUUGGACAGUUCACAAUCACAGUUUUGCUACAGAACGUUUGGCGCCAUGAUUGGCACACGCGACCAUCCUGCCAACAUUAAAAAGGUGGUGCAAGAUGCCAAGGUUGAGAUCUUUGUCAAUAGCUCCUAUUCGACCGGUCUCGCCAUCAAGGACAGCUCGUCAGGCAGCGCUGUCAAGAUUGUCGACAAGUUCUUUAUCAGCAAGGACAACAUUACAGACGAGUCGGCCGACUCGGUGUUCCGCUCCACCUUGGCCAAGCACCCCAGGUUGAUCUGGACCACCGCCACUGCCGAACAAGGCAAGGAGGCCGAGUUGGUUCAAACCUGGUUCAAAAAGGUGGCGACUGGAUUCAUCUCGGUCAAGGGUGUCACAACCUACUGGACCAACAUGGAGAUUGACGAGGUGCAAAAGCACAUCACCCAAUCGGCCACCAACAAGAGUGCACUCGACAAGUUGGGCAACGAGUCGACAUUGAACGUUGCCUCUGAGAAAAAGGACAAGUACCGUAUCGGUUUGUUGGGAGCUAGAGGAUUCACUGGCGGCCAUCUCGUCAGACUCAUCAGUCAACACGCCGGUCUCGAGCUCGCUCUCGCUGCAUCGUCCACCAACUAUGGCAAGCCCAUCACCACCGAGUUCCCCACUCUCAAAUCGUCGCUCCUCUUUUCUCAAGUCACCCCGGAUAAUAUCGCCAAGUACACUGUCGACAAUGGUAUUGACGGUUGGUUCAUGGCCCUCCCCGACAAGAUCUCGUCACCAUAUGUUGCAGCUCUCGACGUUCUCGAAAAGCAACCAACACUCGUCGACUUAUCGUCUGACCAUCGUUUCGAUAACUCAUGGGUCUAUGGUAGUCCAGAGACCAACCGUGCUGCUAUCCGCAAGGGUCGUCGUAUUGCCAACCCAGGUUGUUAUGCUACCGGUAUGUACCUCUCUUUGAAACCAUUGGUCAAGGCCGGUCUCCUCAACGGCACACCAUCCUGUUUUGGUAUCUCAGGGUACAGCGGUGCUGGUAGCAAGCCAUCGGACAAAAACGACACCAAGCGUCUCGCCGACAACAUCAUCCCCUACAAGUUGGUUGACCACACCCACGAACGUGAAGUGUCCCAUCAACUCGGCCACCCAAUCUACUUUAUGCCACAUGUCGGACAAUUCUUCCAAGGUAUCACCCUCACCAUCUCUACCAAACUCAACCGUUCUGUCACGGUCGAGGAAAUCACCGAACUCUACAAGAAAUCAUAUGCCGAUGAACCAUUGGUAAAGAUAGAUGCUGGCAUCAUUCCAGAGGUCAAGACCAACCAAAACAAGCAUACCCUCACCAUUGGUGGUUUCACCAUCAAGGACAACCAUCUCGUCAUUGUCACCACCUUGGACAACUUGCUCAAGGGUGCCGCCACUCAAGCACUUCAAAAUAUGAAUCUUUCCUUAAAUUUGAAUGAAUUGGAUGGUAUUAAAUCAGAACUUUAA
Messenger RNA from Cavenderia fasciculata, 2496 nucleotides. It is a transcript of the gene argC, whose product is annotated as acetylglutamate kinase. The transcript is spliced from 2 exons. Gene Ontology annotation, cellular component: mitochondrial matrix; cytoplasm; mitochondrion. Bases 1 to 2496 code for a protein of 831 amino acids. Lineage: Eukaryota; Evosea; Eumycetozoa; Acytosteliales; Cavenderiaceae. Gene Ontology annotation, molecular function: N-acetyl-gamma-glutamyl-phosphate reductase (NADP+) activity; acetylglutamate kinase activity; NADP+ binding. The record is from RefSeq and is a predicted model, not a curated record. Gene Ontology annotation, biological process: L-arginine biosynthetic process.